This is a messenger RNA of Rhagoletis zephyria (snowberry fruit fly), 1182 nucleotides long. Lineage: Eukaryota; Metazoa; Arthropoda; Insecta; Diptera; Tephritidae. The record is from RefSeq and is a predicted model, not a curated record.
AUGAGUUUCUUGUUUGGCGGUCGCUCGAACAAAACGUUCAAACCGAAGAAAAACAUUCCUGAAGGCACACACCAGUACGACCUAAUGAAGCACGCCGCGGCAACCUUAGGAUCGGGGAACUUGAGGCUAGCAGUGAUGCUGCCUGAGGGAGAAGAUAACAAUGAGUGGGUAGCUGUCAACACCGUCGACUUCUUCAAUCAAAUCAAUAUGCUUUACGGUACUAUUACCGAGUUUUGCACCGAAGAGUCUUGUGCUCUGAUGUCCGCAGGACCAAAGUAUGAGUACCACUGGGCGGACGGUACCACGGUGAAGAAGCCGAUCAAGUGUUCAGCGCCAAAAUAUAUUGACUACUUGAUGACCUGGGUUCAAGAUCAGCUUGAUGAUGAGACGAUAUUUCCGUCUAAAAUUGGUGUGCCUUUUCCGAAAAACUUUAAUUCAAUUGCGAAAACCAUCUUUAAGCGACUCUUUCGAGUUUAUGCGCACAUUUAUCAUCAGCAUUUCCGCCAGGUUGUCGAUCUUGGUGAGGAGGCGCAUCUGAACACCAGCUUUAAGCAUUUCAUAUUCUUUGUGCAAGAAUUCAAUUUAAUCGACAAACGUGAGCUGGCGCCGCUUAAUGAAUUAAUUGAAAAGUUGACCGGUGGUCACCAGCCAAUGUCAUCUCACUCGAGCAAUGCCCACAGCCAGAGCAACAUGAGUAUUAGCACAUCGACAAGCGGCAGCAACAACAACAACCACUUUGCUCAUUCUCAGACGAGGGAGCAGUUGGAUGCCAAUUUUCACCAACUGACGCACCAGUUUCUCUCACAGCAGCAUCACUCUUUUCAGCAGCAAGCACAAACACCACUUCCGCCUCUUCCGCCACAGCAGCAACCCUCUCGGGUACCUCCAGUUCCGCCGCCUAAUCCUUACAAGGUCAACUCACAGUAUGGUUCGCCGAUGGUUCAUCAUGGCGCUUCCUUUCAGCCGCAAUCGCAGCAGUUGCAAUCUUCAGCACAGCCAAUGGCUUCGCUGCAGUCUAGUGGUCCGUAUCAAGCUAACACCCAACACGGCCUCCCUGCCCAUAUUAUGUUUCAGCAACAACAGUACAGUUUAGGGAAUGAUGUAGUGAAAUUUUACAUUAAAAAGGUAAAAAAUAUGAGUAAUGUACAAAAUAGUAAAAAUCAUGCUGAUGGUGAUGAAUAG